This is a messenger RNA of Hepatospora eriocheir, 954 nucleotides long. The record is from the annotation of a GenBank genome assembly. NCBI's taxonomy places the organism in Eukaryota, Fungi, Microsporidia, Hepatosporidae.
AUGCAGAGUACAAAAUAUGUGAGUACAGUUCAUUCAAAACCAAUAAACAAAGUAAAAUUUAAUAAAGAUGGAGAUUUAAUGUUUGCAUGUUCAAAAGAUAACCAAAUAUCAAUGAUAAGAACAGAAGAACCAAAUGUUUUGGGUAUUUUCAAAGGUCAUAACGGUAAUGUGCUGACUUUAGAACCAAAUAACUUUAAUUUAAUUACAGCUUCAUCUGAUUUUACAGUUAAAAAUUGGGACAUAACGACAGGUGAUCAAAUUCAAACAUUCAAAUGUGAUAGUUUGAUACGUGGCAUAUCAGGUCAGGAAAAGCUUUAUUUUUGUACAGAUAAUUCAUUAAAUAGAGAAUGUAAAGUUGGGUUAAUAGACUUGAGAUACAAGAUGGUAAAUACUGUUUUCUUGAGCGAAGUUUCAUUUACAAAUAUUUUUAACAAAGAUGAUAAACUUAUUGUUAGUGAUAAAAACGGAAAUAUUUAUGAGUAUGAUUUGAGAAACGAAAAGAUUACUAAUGUGAAGAAAAUACACCACAAGGAAGUUACUGGACUUGCUCCAUCACAAUGUGGUUCAUUCUUUGUUUCUUCUAGUUCUGAUUUCUCCUUUCAAAUAAUAGACACAAGAACUUUUAAAAUCAUUAAAAGAUUUGAAUCUGACGAGCCUGUCAAUUCAGCCGUAAUUCAUCCUGAAAAUGAAAUGAUCAUUGCAGUUGGAGGAGAAUACGCUAGAAACGUAACAACUACUUACAGAAAAACAUAUUUUGACACAUAUUUCUAUGAUGUCACUACAUGUGAUAAGAUAGGAUUCUAUUCAAACCACUAUGGUACAAUUAAUACUGUUGAUGUAUCUCCCAGAGGAGACUUUAUUGCAUCUGGUGGUGAAGAUUCAUUAGUAUCACUGAUCAAAUUAGGAGAUGAAAUAAAGGCUGCUCCAUUUACUUCAUUAGAGUUAAAAUUUUAG